Copidosoma floridanum is the source of this 3699-nucleotide messenger RNA. RefSeq names its product engulfment and cell motility Ced-12 (gene Ced-12). NCBI's taxonomy places the organism in Eukaryota, Metazoa, Arthropoda, Insecta, Hymenoptera, Encyrtidae. Gene Ontology annotation, cellular component: plasma membrane. The record is from RefSeq and is a predicted model, not a curated record. Gene Ontology annotation, biological process: actin filament organization; cell motility.
UCACGAUAAUUAUAUUUCCAUGGAUACAUUUCUGAAGAGCUGUAUGCCACUAAAUCAACUAUUAUAGGAUGGAGAUGCGUGCAAUCUGCAUCGAAUUCUGCAGUACGACGGAGCAGAGUCGGCAGAGAGAGAACGCCCACACAAAUAUAUAUAUACCGGACUUGUAUACUUAUACAUACAAAAAUACAAAACAGUACGAACCAACCUUAGCUGAGGUAUUAUGACGGCCAGGCCAACAGCCCUCCCUACGCGUGAAUCAUCUGCAAUAAGUAUUGUAUACCUACAUCAGCAGGCAUCAGUCACAGCCACAGUCUACUUUUUGCCCUCACAUCCAGUGGGAAAGAAAGAAAAUACGGACGUACCACUUUCAUCCGUCAGGGCAAUAGAAUACGUCCACGUCUCCUAGGACUUUGUUGGUGGGACAAAAAGGAUUGGUGCAUGUAAGAGAGAGAGAGAGAAACAAAGGACGAGCAAAGCAGCAAGCAAUGGCCGAGAUAUUUGUUUGCUAAUACAUGAGUGUAGCUGUAAAUGACGACGAGACCCCAUAUGCAGGAGUCCCAUCAGACACUUUGUGCAGCUUCCAUUCAUGUACACACAAACAAUCAAGAUGCCAGUGCAGAAGGACUCGAACAUCGUCAAGAUAGCCGUUCAGUUCGCGGACCAGGUGCCACAGCUCAUUGAGUUCAAUCAGAAACAGCCUCUCACCUGGAUCAUUCAGGAACUGUGUAAUGGUUGGGAUCUCCCGGAUCACGAGUCAUACUCGCUUCAAUUUUCCGAUACCAACAAUCAGAACUACAUUAACGAGAAAAACCGUAAUGAAAUAAAAAACGGUAGCAUCCUCAGGUUAGAACACUCGCCAUCAAAAACUGCUAUUGAUAUUCUCUCCAAGCUAAAUGCUGGUAGUUCAGAAGAUGAAGUUGUGAAAGCACUAGAAAAGCUUAGCCGCUUGAGUCGAGAUAUUACUUUUGCUUUAGAAUUCACCAAUCAAAACGGAUUGAACUUUGUAAUCUCUCAGGUUGAAUCAGAGAAAUACAAAACAAGUGCUUUGGCCUUCUGUUUGCAAUCGUUUGUCGAGUUGAUGGAACAUGGCAUCUCAUCCUGGGAUAUCCUGGGAGCGCCAUUUAUAAACAAAGUGGCCAGUUACGUGAACAAUCAAGCAAUAGUCAUUGAUGCCAAUGUCAUCAAAGCUUCGCUGAGUAUCCUUGAAAACAUAGUCUUGAACUCGACCGACAAGUGUGGCCAAGUCGAGAAAGAAGUAACUUUUCCAAACCUCGUGUGGCAUUUACAAAACAUGAAUCCGCAAAUCCAACAAAACGCUAUUGCUUUGAUUAAUGCGUUGUUCUUGAAAGCAGACAUGGCCAAGCGGAGAGCUAUUUCAGCUACUUUGCAGUCAAAGAAAGUCAGAAGUGUAUUCCUCACCAACAUUAUUCAAUCGACUAACCAGGUCGGCACGGAAAUGGCUCAUCAGUUGUAUGUCUUUCAAACACUAACCCUCAGCCUACUCGAGCAGAGAAUGAUGACUAAAAUGGACACACAAGACCAAGAUGCGCAUGACAAAAUUAAGGAGCUCCGUAUGAUUGCCUUUGACUUCGAGGGUAGCAAUAGCAGUGACAUCGCAGCUCGAAAACAGGGCCUAUUCGCCAAAGAUUACAAAAAGUUGGGCUUCAAAUGCGACAUCAAUCCUGCCCUAGAUUUCACGGAAACCCCACCGGGAAUGCUGGCUCUUGACUGCAUGGUGUAUUUUGCUCGCAAUCAUACCGAAAGCUACACCAAGGUCGUGCUGGAAAACUCAUGUCGGGCAGAUGAACACGAGUGUCCAUUUGGAAGAACCAGCAUUGAGCUUGUUAAACUGUUGUGUGAGAUUUUACACAUCGGGGAUGCCCCGAACGAGCAAGGCCAAUGCUACCAUCCAAUGUUCUUUACGCAUGAUCAUCCGUUCGAGGAGUUUUACUGCGCUUGCAUUGUCCUGCUGAACAAAACGUGGAAAGAAAUGAAAGCUACGACCGAGGAUUUCGGUAAAGUGUUUUUGGUUGUCCAAGAGCAGAUAACAAGAGCCUUGGAUUCAAAGCCCACGUGGCUCGACAAGUUUAAAACCAAGCUGCAGCAGUUGACCUACUCCGACAUCACGAAUUUGCGCCAGCAGGAGAGAACUAAUCGAGAAGAGUGGGGAAAUCACGCGAGACCCAUUCUCACGCUGAAAGACAAGAUAACCCCGGAGAUCAUGGAUCUGAUACAGCAGCAACGAUUGGGAUUUCUCGUGGAGGGUACAAGGUUCACCAAGUACAGCACGAGAGGACAGAGAAUGAAAGACAAGUUCUGGUACGUUCGUCUGUCACCGAACCAUAAGGUCUUCCACUACGGUGAUUGCAAUGAAAAGUCAGUGCCAAGUAUAGACGAACUGCCAACAAAGCUGGCCGUCGUCGAAAUUCGAAGUCUCGUUAUUGGAAGAGAUUGUCCUCACAUGAAAGAUUUACAGCGACGAAAGACCACUCACCAGUUGGCUUUCUCUUUGAUUUUGGAUUCUGUAGAUGUUGCAAGCUUAGACUUUGUAGCUCCUGAUGAACAAGUGUACGAUUACUGGGCCGACGGUAUCAACGCACUGCUCGGUCUCCGCAUGACUAGUAAGGAAACAGAAAAGGAUUUGCAGACGCUUCUGUCGAUGGAUAUCAAACUUAGACUGCUGGAUACCGAAGGAAUCGACAUUCCACAAGACCCGCCCCCGAUUCCGGAUCCUCCGCCAAACUAUGAUUUUUGCUACGACGUAUAAACAUUUUAGAUUCAGACGUUUUUACAGUUCUAACUACUGCUAUCUCAGUUUAUUCUGAUUAAGUAUAUUGUACCAAACAUGACUGCUAGUAAAAAUAUGGCAAUAUUUAUGAUAUUCCGUAUGAACUUUUGUAGCAUCUCGUAAAAUUGAUAAAUUUUAAAAACAUCUUUUUCAUAGAAAGUCAUAUUUUGAACUUCACCAAAGAUGAUAUAGGAAAGAAUCUUUGACAUUAGAAUUAUUUUAACAAAAUUGCCUAUGGCAAAUAUUUAAAAAAUUGCAUAGCCCUAUCGAAACAUUAUUCUCAUUCCUAAUUAUUUAUCGUGAUGUAAACGAAUCAACGAUUCUUACAAAUUCUUAUUUUCCUUACUAAUGAUUUAUUUGACGUAUUUUUUAUGAUUUUAAUCUUAUUUUUAAAACGACCACAUUUGAUUCGUAAGUUUUGUAACUAAUAUAGGUGAACAUUUUUUAUUUUUAGACCUAUAAUAUUUUUAAAAUGUAGAGGCGCUGUAAAUUUUCAUUAUAUUGUUUGUGAACGGUGUUUUGGUGACAGUCACGAGACCAAAAAGUAGUUGACGUAAAGUAGUCGAUUUCAUUAGUCUUUGUCUUUCGCGGACCAAGAGGUGUAUGUAUGUUUUUUCUGUGGAAAGCUCAUUUCUGCCGUUUUGAUCAUUAAUAUUUAACUUGAAAUUUAUAGAACUGAAUAAAAAACUAUCAUACAUCAGCGCUAUGCGAUCUUUCAAAUAUUUUUUUAAGCAGAUGAACAAUUUAUUCGAAAUAAAAAACACUAGUAGCAACCAAGCGAACCAGCUGGUACGGUAGUGUUAUUUUACAUUUUAUAACUAAUUCGUCAAUUGUACCUAUAUUUAUGACAACGAGACAAGCAUUUUCUACCUAUAGUAAUACCUAUGUCGAACGAUCGAAUUCUUUUGAUA